Messenger RNA from Rhodotorula toruloides NP11, 990 nucleotides. RefSeq lists its product as uncharacterized. Lineage: Eukaryota; Fungi; Basidiomycota; Microbotryomycetes; Sporidiobolales; Sporidiobolaceae. Bases 1 to 990 code for a protein of 329 amino acids. The record is from RefSeq and is a predicted model, not a curated record. The transcript is spliced from 6 exons.
AUGCGCACCGUCUUCGCCGUCGCUUCCGUCGCGACCCUCGCGUCUGUCGCCACCGCCCAGUCCAUCACGGGCUACGGUCGCUUCUCCUGCACGACCUUCGUUGGAGGCGUCCCGACUGCUGGUACGCUCCUCCGCCUCCUCGUCGCGGACUCCGCUGUCGGUCACAACGGACUGACCUCAUUGAUUUGCGAUGCAGACCAGUCGCUCUGCACUGGCCUCGUCUCGCCGGGAACUGGCCUCGGCGGAGGCGCCCAGGGAGACUCGCCCGCCCCGGUCGGCGCGACUUGCUCGCUCGAGAUCGAGACGGGCAACUACUUCUGCGGCAUCGCCGGCGCUCCCUGCACCGCCAGCACGCACCAAGGCGGUUUCACCCAGGCUUGCGCCAACAACGACGCAAACUGCUCGGGAUACCUCUACUGCACGAGCCAGCAGCUCACUCCGACUGUUUCGGGAACGUGCGGCGGCCUCGGCGCUUUCUGCCAGGACUACACCGUUGGCUCCACGACCUUGACCGACGCUCAGAAUGAGGUUCUCUUCAACCAGUUCUGCCAGUCGGGCUACUGCGGCUUCCUCACCGGCAACUGCGAGACGCACGCCCUCCUCGGCCAGGACUGCUCGUUCGACCCCGAGUUCGCCUGCGCGACCGGCCUCACCUGCACGACCGACACGACCACUGGCGCCCAGACUUGCACGAUCGCCAGCGCUUCCGCUCGUGCUCGUACCCGCGCACGUCGCUCGGGCGACCUCGCUCGCCGCAACGUCUGCCCGUCGUCGCACUCGGCGUGCACUGUCCCGGGAGCCAAGGGCUUCGAGUGCAUUGACACCUCGUCCAACAUCGAGCAGUGCGGUGCCUGCGCGUCGGAGGGCGGCGUCGACUGCACCCAGAUCGAGGGUGCUGCCGCCGUCGGCUGCGUCGCCGGCGUCUGCGAGAUCUGGUCGUGCGCCGAGGGCUUCACCUACAACGAGGCCAAGGGCGCCUGCAUCGCCUAA